CUCAAAUGAGGAAACCCCUCUCUUUUGUAACAGCCAGUGCCACCCAACAGCAAUCAUGAAGGUGCUUCUUAUUGGAGCAACCGGCAACCUGGGCAUUCGCCUCGUCGCGGCGCUCCUCACCCAUGGCCACAGCGUCGUUGCGUUCGUCCGCUCUUCGAACAAACUUGAGUCACUUCUUCCACCGUCUGUUUACAGCCAGAUCACCGUUGCCCAGGGCAAUGCCACGGACUCAGUCGCAAUCAAGAGAGCCAUAUUGGAUUCGAAUUGUGAUGCCGUCGUCAAUACAGCCGGUUUAGCGGCCUUACCUCCUUGGGGGAAAAGUGAACUGCCUGCCAUAUUUCGCGCAGUGCUGGACGCUGUACGAGAAGCAGGAUCGGAGAAAAAGAAACCGUUGAGAACCUGGUUCUUAGCUGGGCUGGGAGUAUUGCAUUACCCAGGAACAGAAACGAUGCUCUCGAACUAUAUUCCCAUCUACCUCGAACACCGCCAAAACCUCCGCCUUCUGAAAGCUCUUCCACCAACCGCGGUCGACUGGUCCAUGCUUUGCCCAAGCACCAUGACCCCGGAGUCUCAAGAAGUCACUGUGCCUACGAAGACUUCGCGUGGGAGACUGAUCGGAAAUGCUGCGACUCCACCAUUGUGGAAAGAUUCCUGGAUCAAGUAUAUUCCUUUGAUCGGGAGGCCGCUUCUAUGCGCCGUAAAUGCCGGUCGCUAUGAGACGACACUUGAACAGAACGCAGACUUCAUUGCUAGUGACCUUGAGAGCUAUGAGAGCCGGUGGAGUGGGACGACGGUGGGAGUGAUCGACGGGUCGAAGUGAGUUCAUAGUAGGGGAAGGAUUUUAAUGUAUAAUUAACUAAUCGAACUUCUAUCCUGGUUCUGUUCAAUAUCUCAUACUACCUACUGUAUCCAGCGUAAAUCGUGUAAUUGGCCCUGGGGUGGCCAUUCGACGACAAACAGCAACGAGAACAAUUUAUAUAUUAAGGGACCUUCUGUUCAAGCGAGGCUCAGUUGCUGCUUCGA
Exophiala xenobiotica is the source of this 1023-nucleotide messenger RNA. RefSeq lists its product as uncharacterized. Bases 56 to 820 code for a protein of 254 amino acids. The record is from RefSeq and is a predicted model, not a curated record. The transcript is spliced from 2 exons. Lineage: Eukaryota; Fungi; Ascomycota; Eurotiomycetes; Chaetothyriales; Herpotrichiellaceae.